This is a messenger RNA of Orycteropus afer afer, 3432 nucleotides long. It is a transcript of the gene TRAPPC11, whose product is annotated as trafficking protein particle complex subunit 11. The record is from RefSeq and is a predicted model, not a curated record. NCBI's taxonomy places the organism in Eukaryota, Metazoa, Chordata, Mammalia, Tubulidentata, Orycteropodidae.
UGUGAAGCCUUGAGCAUGAGCCCCACACAGUGGGAUUUUCCUGUGGAAUUAUGUUGUCGACCUAUGGCUUUUGUUACUCUUACGGGCCUGGAUGUAGUUUAUAAUGCUGUUCAUCGAGCUGUUUGGGAUGCUUUCUGUGCCAAUCGAAGAGCUGAUCGGGUACCAAUUUCUUUCAAAGUGCUCCCAGGUGACCAUGAAUAUCCCAAAUGCAGACCCAAGAGAACUUCUUAUGAAUGGUACAUUCCUAAAGGGAUCUUAAAGACUGGCUGGAUGAAUAAACACCUGAAUCUGGUGCCGGCCCUUGUGGUUGUAUUCUAUGAACUAGACUGGGAUGAGCCUCAGUGGAAAGAAAAGCAGUCUGAGUGUGCUACCAGAGUGGAAAUAGUCAGGCAGAGUUUACAAGGGAGAAACACAAAAGUUGCAGUUGUUCUGAUUCAGAAGAAAACCCCAUUGCCCCCAGGAGAAGAUGUCAUUGCUUCAGAAAGGGCUGCAGCUUUAUGUAAUGCUUGUGAACUGUCAGGAAAGUCUUUGUUUGUAUUGCCCCACACUGACCACCUGGUGGGUUAUAUUAUAAGAUUAGAAAAUGCCUUUUAUGAACAUGCACAGACUUACUACUACACUGAGAUCAGAAGAGUGAAAUCCCAUAAGGAAUUUUUGAAUAAAACAACACACCAGCUUUUAUUUGUUAGACAUCAGUUCAAAAUAGCUUUCUUCAGUGAGUUAAAACAAGAUACACAAAAUGCUUUGAAGAAUUAUAGGACUGCCUAUAAUCUUAUACAUGAAUUGAGAGCCCAUGAAACUAAUAUUCUGGAAAUUAAGACUAUGGCAGGAUUUAUAAACUACAAGAUCUGUAGGCUGUGUUUUCAGCAUAACACCCCACUGGAUGCAAUUGCUCAGUUCCGAAAACACAUUGACUUGUGUAAGAAAAAAAUUGGAAGUGCGGAGUUGUCUUUUGAGCAUGCUGCAUGGAUGUCUAAACAAUUCCAGGCCUUUGGAGAUUUAUUUGAUGAAGCUAUUAAAUUAGGAUUGACAGCCAUUCAAACUCAGAAUCCUGGUUUCUAUUAUCAGCAGGCAGCAUACUAUGCCCAGGAACGGAAACAGCUUGCCAAAACCCUCUGUAACCAUGAAGCUUCUGUAAUAUAUCCCAAUCCUGAUCCCUUACAAACACAAACAGGUGUGCUUGACUUUUAUGGACAGAGAUCAUGGAGGCAAGGAGUACUAAGUUUUGAUCUUUCUGACCCUGAAAAAGAGAAGGUGGGAGUUCUUGCCAUUCAGCUGAAGGAAAGAAGUGUUGUUCACUCUGAAAUAAUAAUAACUCUUCUGAGUAAUGCCGUUGCCCAAUUUAAGAAGUAUAAGUGUCCAAGAAUGAAAAGUCAUCUGAUGGUUCAAAUGGGAGAGGAAUAUUAUUAUGCAAAGGAUUAUACCAAAGCUUUGAAGCUGCUAGAUUAUGUGAUGUGUGAUUAUCGGACUGAAGGAUGGUGGACUCUACUCACAUCUAUAUUGACAACAGCUCUGAAGUGUUCCUACCUCAUGGCCCAAUUAAAGGAUUACAUUACAUACUCCCUAGAGCUCCUUGGAAGAGCUUCAACUCUAAAAGAUGAGCAGAAAUCUAGAAUAGAAAAGAACCUCAUAAAUGUUUUAAUGAAUGAAAGUCCAGAACCUGAACCUGACUGUGAUAUCUUAGCUGUGAAAACUGCUCAGAAGCUGUGGGCGGACCGUGUUUCUUUAGCUGGCAGCAGCGUUUUCACAAUAGGAGUACAGGACUUUGUGCCAUUUGUACAAUGCAAAGCCAAGUUUCAUGCCCCAAGUUUUCAUGUUGAUGUUCCUGUUCAGUUUGAUAUUCACCUGAAGGCUGAUUGUCCACAUCCUAUUAGGUUUUCCAAGCUCUGUGUCAGCUUUAAUAAUCAGGAAUACAACCAGUUCUGUGUAAUAGAAGAACCAUCCAAAGCAAGUGAAAUUUUAGAAAAUUUGACUCAGGAAAAAAUGUGCUUAGUUCCUGGUAAAACAAGAAAAUUUUUAUUUAAAUUUGUUGCAAAAACGGAAGAUGUGGGAAAGAAGAUUGAGAUUACUUCAGUGGAUCUGAUUCUAGGCAAUGAGACAGGAAGAUGUGUAGUAUUAAAUUGGCAGGGAGGAGGAGGAGAUGCUGCUUCCUCCCAGGAAGCCUUACAGGCAUCACGUUCUUUCAAAAGACGGCCUAAGCUACCUGACAACGAGGUUCACUGGGACAGCAUCAUCAUUCAGGCAAGCACUAUGAUCAUAUCCAGAGUUCCAAACAUUUCUGUGCAUCUGCUACAUGAGCCUCCUGCCCUGACUAAUGAAAUGUAUUGCCUGGUUGUGACUGUUGAGUCCCAUGAAAAGACCCAAAUCAGAGAUGUGAAGCUCACUGCUGGUUUAAAACCAGGACAGGAUGCCAAUUUAACUCAGAAAACUCAUGUGACUCUUCAUGGAACAGAACUGUGUGAUGAGACUUGCCCUGCUUUACUCACUGACAUCCCUGUUGGAGAUUUACAACCGGGGCAACAGCUAGAAAAAAUGUUGUAUGUUCGUUGUGGAACAGUGGGUUCAAGAAUGUUUCUUGUCUAUGUUUCUUAUCUGAUCAAUUCAACUGUUGAAGAAAAAGAGAUUGUUUGCAAGUGUCACAAGGAUGAAACUGUAACAAUAGAAACGGUCUUCCCAUUUGAUGUUGCAGUUAAAUUUGUUUCUACAAAGUUUGAGCACCUAGAAAGGGUCUAUGCUGACAUCCCCUUUCUGUUGAUGACAGACAUCUUAAGUGCCUCUCCUUGGGCCCUCACUAUUGUUCACAGUGAGCUACAGCUUGCUCCUUCCAUGACCUCCGUGGAUCAGCUAGAGUCCCAGGUGGACAGAGUUGUCUUACAGACUGGAGAGGGUGCUAGUGAAUGCUUUUGUCUUCAGUGUCCUUCAGUUGGAAAUGUUGAAGGUGGUGUUGCAACUGGGCGUUACAUUAUCUCCUGGAAGAGAACUUCAGCCAUGGGAAGUGUCCCUGUCAUCAGCACCGUCAUUACUCUGCCACAUGUGAUUGUAGAAAAUAUCCCUCUCCAUGUGAAUGCAGAUCUACCAUCAUUUGGGCGUGUCAGAGAGUCGUUACCUGUCAAGUACCACCUACAGAAUAAGACUACCUUAGUGCAAGAUGUGGAAAUUUCUGUGGAACCCAGUGAUGCCUUCAUGUUCUCAGGUCUUAAACAGAUUCGAUUACGUAUCCUGCCUGGCACUGAACAGGAAAUGUUAUAUAAUUUCUAUCCUCUAAUGGCCGGAUACCAACAGCUGCCGUCUCUCAACAUCAACUUGCUUAGAUUUCCUAACUUCACUAAUCAACUACUGAGGCGCUUUAUACCUACCAGUAUUUUUGUAAAGCCACAGGGUCGGCUUGUAGAUGAGAACUCAAUUGCUGCUGCAUAAUGUUCAAGACUGGCC